UUGGGACCGUACAUGAGAAGAUGAUGCGCGGGAAGGAUCAGAAAGCAGCGGCAUUUCCGGCGAUGAAGAAGGAGACGGCGGCGGCGGCGGUGAAGGAGGAGGUGUGGGAGGUGCGGCCGGGCGGCAUGCUGGUGCAGAAGCGGAGCCCGGACUCCGACCCGCCCCCCGGCGGCGCCCCCGUGCCGACCAUCCGCGUCAAGGUCAAGUUCAAUGGCGUCUACCACGAGAUCUACAUCAACUCGCAGGCGUCCUUCGGCGAGCUCAAGAAGCUCCUCUCCGAGAAGACGGGGCUCCACCCCGACGACCAGAAGGUGGUCUACAAGGACAAGGAGAGGGACUCCAAGGCGUUCUUGGACAUGGCCGGCGUCAAGGACCGCUCCAAGAUGGUGCUCCUCGAGGACCCCACCGCCCAGGCCAAGCGCCUCCUCGAGGAGCGCCGCCAUAGCAAGGCCGAGCGCGCCGCCAAGUCCAUCUCCCGCGUCGCCCUCGACGUCGACAAGCUCGCCUCCAAGGUGUCGGCGCUGGAGACGAUCGUGGGCAAGGGCGGGAGGGUCGUUGAUGCCGACGUGGUGGCGCUCACCGAGGCGCUGAUGAACGAGCUGGUCAAGCUGGACUACAUUGCCGCGGACGGCGAGGUCAAGGAGCAGCGGCGAGUGCAGGAGAAGCGGGUGCAGAAGUACGUCGAGGCCCUCGACGCCAUCCGUGCCAAGACCAAGAACGCAGCGGCGCCCAAGGCCAACGGUCACGCCAAGGCCCGGCCGCCGCACCUGCCGCCGCGGCCGCCCCCGGCGCAGCAGCAGCAGCGCCGGCAGUUCCAGCCGCCGGCGCCCGCGACGGCGACCGCGCCCGCGCCACAGACCGCGACAGCCAACUGGGAGUCGUUCGACCUGCUCUCGUCUGUGCCGUCCACGUCCUCGGCCCCGGUGACCACCAUGGCGCCGGCGACCACCACCACCACCUCGCCGUCCCCGAGGUUCGAGUGGGAGCUCUUCUAGAUGAUGUGGGCCCCCCUGCCGCAUGUGUGUACACGUUCAUUGGCCGGUACCUUUCUUGUUCAUCUUGGUCAUGGUGCAUGUCAAUUGUCAUUGUUCCUUUCCUCUCUCUCUCUCCCAAUUCUUUUUUUUCUUUCUUGCUGAAUUCUGAGUGUAUAUGGAUCUCUACAAGAAAAGGCAAAAAAUGUCCAGUGAGUGUGAUCCUCAUGAAGAAGACAACAUCCAACCAUGAUCCAUGCUCUGCAAAUAAGUGGUGGCCUUUGAGAUGAGAUGAUCAAAAA
This is a messenger RNA of Oryza brachyantha (malo sina), 1273 nucleotides long. Its product is annotated as BAG family molecular chaperone regulator 3. Bases 21 to 995 code for a protein of 324 amino acids. The transcript is spliced from 2 exons. The record is from RefSeq and is a predicted model, not a curated record. Gene Ontology annotation, cellular component: cytoplasm. NCBI's taxonomy places the organism in Eukaryota, Viridiplantae, Streptophyta, Magnoliopsida, Poales, Poaceae. Gene Ontology annotation, biological process: protein stabilization. Gene Ontology annotation, molecular function: adenyl-nucleotide exchange factor activity; protein-folding chaperone binding.